Medicago truncatula (barrel medic) is the source of this 1694-nucleotide messenger RNA. RefSeq names its product 2-oxoglutarate-dependent dioxygenase 19. The coding region runs from base 197 to 1309 and encodes 370 amino acids. The record is from RefSeq and is a predicted model, not a curated record. Lineage: Eukaryota; Viridiplantae; Streptophyta; Magnoliopsida; Fabales; Fabaceae. The transcript is spliced from 4 exons.
AAAUAUCAUCCUUUAGCCGCUUAUACCUUUUUUUGUUUCAAUAUACGGUAUACCAGUAAUUACAAGUACACUCUGUUUAUAUUUACAUCAAUACUCUCAUCACUUCCUAAUCCUCUACGUGAUUGCAAUCGCUUCCUAAUUACAUCAAUAUUCAAUAUAUAUCAAUUCCACUCAAGAACUCAUCAAAGAUACAUCCAUGGCUUCAGCUACUACAAUUUCAUCAUCAGAACCAACAAAGGUUCAUACAUCAAAUAUUUCAAGCAUCAAAGCCUUUGCGGAAUCAAAUGGAACCUCUCUCAUUCCUUCCAAUUACCACUCCCUCACAGAACAUGGUGAUAUUAUUGAUGUUGCAGAUGAGAUUGCAGCUUCCAUCCCAAUCAUUGAUUUCUCUCUGCUCACUUCAGAUGACCCUCAAAUCCACACAAAAGCUGUUCAUGAACUAGCCAAGGCAUGUUCUGAAUGGGGUUUCUUCAUGCUCACAAAUCAUGGAAUUCCUGAGAGUCUAAUGGAGGAGUUGAUGAAAAAAUCUCUCGAGUUUCAUGAUUUGCCGGUGGAGGAAAAGAAAGAGUUUGGUGACAAUGGUGAGCCUUUCUCACCCAUCAGACAUGGCACUAGCUUCCAUCUUCCAGCAGAGAGUGUACAUUUUUGGAGAGAUUACCUCAAAGUCUUAACAUCUCCCCAAUUCAAUUUCCCUCACAAACCACCAGGUUACAGUCAACAUUUGUGCAGGGAGGUUGCCUUUGAGUAUAGCCAAAAAAUCACAUGGGUGGCAAGGAAAUUAAUUCAAGGAAUAUCCGAGAGCUUAGGAUUAGAAUCCAAUUCCAUAAUUGAGUCAUCUGGUUUUGACUCUGGUCAACAAAUCAUGGCUGUGAACUUGUACCCUCCAUGUCCACAACCAUACCUUGCUCUAGGGUUGCCUGCACAUUCUGAUGUUGGCUUCUUGACCUUCCUCAUAGAAAAUGGAAUUGGAGGUCUUCAAGUUAAGCAUGAGGAUAAAUGGAUCAACGUGAAUCCCAUUCCCAACUGCUUAGUUGUCAACAUUGGAGAUCAACUCGAGGCUGUGAGUAACGGGAGGUAUGAGAGUGUGUUACAUCGAGCAAUCCUCAACAACAAGGAUACUAGAAUAAGUCUUGUAGUGGUGAAUGGACCUGCAGAAGAUAGAGAUAUUGGACCUGCUCCUGAACUAUUACUGAAAGAAAAGCCAUUGUUCAAAAGUAUCAAGUAUCGUGAUUAUUUCUUACUUCAACAGAAGUCACGAUUGUCAGAUGAAAGGGCCUUGGACAAGAUUCGGUAUAGUGCUCAACAAUGACAUAUAUGAUAUGGUUGUUGUUAUUUAAUGGUAUGGGUAGAGGGCAUUGCUCAUUUCAUCAACAAAAUUGUUCGCCUACACCUAAAAAAACCUUCAAUACCUCUGACGGCAAUUUUCGCUCCUUAACAUUUAGUUUAGAAGUGAACCGCAGUUAACUGUCGUUGAAGGUAUUUUGAUCUUUUUUAGAUGUGGGAGAACAAUUUUGUUGGUAGGAUGAACAAUUUCCACGUGUAGUGUAUAGUAGAUGAUGUCUAUAUGUUCAAUAAAAAAAGAUAAUGUUCAUGAGAAUGUGAUUUUAGCUAGUGAAAUAUGAUUUUCGAGUUGUUAUUCAGAUUGUUUAAAGUACUUCAACUUCUAUUGUGGCUCUUCAGUCCCUUUUAUUCAA